GUUGGUUGCUCGGUUCAUCAAAUUAGCCAAUGAGAAGGGCACAGGCCCUGGUCGCCAGGGAAACCGCGUGACAACAAGAUGGCGGUGCCGGGACGGCUCGCUGUCCCUGUGCGGGUGUUCCUGAUAGGUAGCAUCUAGACUAGAACUAUGAGCUCACCUCUGGCCUCCCUUAGCAAGACCCGGAAAGUGCCCCUGCAGUCGGAGCCUGUGAACCCUGGGAGGCGAGGGAUAAGAAUCUACGGAGACGUUGUGGGGCACAGUGUACAGCUGCUUCACCCUGGCUGGGGCCCAGCUCCUGAGCUCCCUUCAGGCCUUGGUCCCAGAGCAGUGACCUGGGCAUCCCUGUCUGCAGAAGAUGAGGUGGACAUGAAUGAUGGACCUGACUCUGAAGAAACGAUCUCUGUCCCUUCCCACUAUGGCAGCAUAGCUGCCCCUGAGAGGAGCCAAGGCCCUGGCUUCCCAGAGUCGGAGCUGAUGACCUCCAUGACAAGGAAGAUGCAGGAGCUGGAGCAGCAGGUGCAGGCCCAGACUGACGAGAUACUGUCCAAGGACCAGAAGAUCCUGGCCCUGGAAGAGUUGGUAAAGACCCUCCAGCAGCACCAGGGUGAAGUGACCAUGCAGCGGCAGGAGGAGCUGGAGACCUUGUGCACACAGCUGCAGCGGCAAGUCGGGGAGAUGGAGCGGUUCCUCAGUGACUAUGGCCUGCAGUGGGUGGGCGAGCCCAUGGACCAGGAGAACUCGGAGGACAGGACAGGCCCAGAGGAUCAUGAGAAGGACUGGAUGAUGGCCAAGAAGUUCUGGAAGCCAGGGGAUUCAUUGGUGCCUCCUGAGGUGGACUUUGACAGGCUGCUGGCCAGCCUGAAAGAUCUCAGCGAGCUGGUGGUAGAGGGUGACACACAGGUGAUUCCAGUUCCUGGUGGGGCACGACUCCAUGCCCUUGAGCCCAUCCCGCUGAAGCUCUACCAGAAUGGCAUCGUGAUGUUCAAUGGGCCCUUCCGGCCUUUUCACCACCCUGCCACACAGCGCUGCCUUCGGGACAUACUAGAUGGCUUCUUCCCUUCAGAGCUCCAGCAACUCUACCCCAAUGGAGUUCCCUUUAAGGUAAGCGACCUCCGUGACCAGGUCUACCCAGAGCAUGGGCUGGGCCCAUUCCCAGGCGAAGGCUGUGUGGUGGGCGGGCAAAGGAUGCUCCAGGCCCCAGAUAGGUUGGAGGUGCCCCCAGGGAUGACUGCUGAGAAACUUCUGAACAGGCUCCCUAAAUUUGUGAUCCGACAAGGCGAGGUGAUUGACAUCCGGGGCUCCAUCAGGGACACCUUGAAGAACUACUGCCCAUUGCCUGUUCCGAUCCAGGAGAUCAUAGUGGAGACACCUGCUUUGGCUGCCGAGCGACAGAGGAGCCAGGAAUCACCCAACACAGCGGCACCCCCACUCUGCAUGCUGCGUGUCAAGUCUGAGAAUGGGGAGCAGGCUUUCCUAUUGAUGAUGCGGCCUGAGGACACUAUUGGUGCCGUGCGUGCCCUGCUAGCACAGGCCAGGUGGGAACAGGGCACGGCUGGGGGCUGCGGGGAGGCUCUGACGCUGUGGCCCAGCCUGAUCCAUUCCGCUGGGCCUUCAGGGCCAUGGAUGCUGCCACCUUUGAGAUCUUCAGCACAUUCCCACCCAGAGUCUACCAGGAUGAUGCACUCACACUGCAAGCCACAGGCCUGGUGCCCAGUGCAACACUGCUAUUGCGGGCACGCAGGGCCCAGCUGCCCAACCCUGGCUUUAUUCCCAUCGUGGGUUCUGACCCCACCCUUGAAUAAAGUGCUGCCCCUGACACAAUCAGCUCUACCAGGCUCUCUGGGAAAGGCAGUUUCCAGGGGAAGGGGCAGCCCAGCUGGGCCAGGGAAGGGCAGUGCUGACCCUCUCCUCAAUUAACUUGAGCCCCAGGUGGUUGGCUCCCGCUGGGUCUUUGUCCUGAAGGUUCCUCUUUCUCCCAGGAAGGGCUAAGUGGUGUCUGUGAAGGGAGAAAUUUUGAGAAGGGAGUGGCCAGGCCUGCUGGUUUGGCAUCUUCAGCCUCACUGUGUAAGUGUGCACUGCUGCACACAGACCCACAUGCUUGUGGGGAUACUUAGUCCUUGGCACCACACAGAGCCACUGCCACUCCACACACCCAUGGCCUCAAACCUACAGAGCUGCAGUUGUGCACCACACCCACAAUGUACCCACACUUAGUAUUCUGUUCUAACACAGGCAGGCAGCCACUCAGCACAUGCAUGUGAACUGGAGGUGUCCCACCCACUAUCUCUAGAAACUGCUGGUCCCAUACACGCAUGUACACCAGACAUAUAUCCAGAGACACCCACAGACACACACACACACACACACACACACACACACACACACACACACGCGUGACAGCCACAUAAGCACAUUUGGCACAAUCACAACUACCAGCUUUGCCUAGGACUGGGGCCCAGGAUGCCCAGGCCACAACCAGACAGACAGUGCCAAUGGAAUGGGCAUUUAAUUGUUCUAGGGUGUUCCCAGGAAGGGGACUUCGGGGCCUUUGGCAGAGCUCUGGCUAAUGGAACUAAAAGAACUGCCCACCAGCCAGUGCUAGAGAAGAGUGGCAGCCGCAAGGCUUGACUGAGGACAGCCAGCCCGUGGGCUGUUACUUUAAGACAAUUUCUGAGACAGUAGAUAAGGAAUGUUGCCUUUGAAUGGAGGAAAAGGAGCUAGCAAGGGGGAGGAGAAGAGGUAUAGAUAGGUUGGGCAAGGGACUCCAAGGUAAGAAAGUUAGGAAUGAAGGGAGUUGGUCAUGAGGUCCUUCGAGACUGGGUGAGACCUGUGGGGAGAACAUGCUGCGUCCAGUGGGAAGUGGGGGCGAGCUUGAUUCAGGCCAGUUUCAGGAAUUCCUGCAGUGUGUUCUGUUCUACAGCCUCGACGAAGAGCUCAUAGUCCUGGAGGAGAAGGACAGGUUGGUCAGCCGAGGGCCAAGUGCUUUAGUGUGACCCUUAUUGGAGUCCACAAACAACACCCUCCAAAUCCCAAUCCCCAGGGCCAUACCCCACAGUACUGGUCCCCAUUGACAAUCUGUGGUGGGGUAGCCUUGGGAUUGCCUGCCAAGGUUCGCAUCUCAUCCAGCAGAGCGUUGUCCAGAGAGAUGUCCACUAGCUUGUACUGGAUGCGCUUCCCAUCCAGGAUGCGGGUCACCUCACUCUGCUGGGACUUGAUCUGGGGGGCAUAGGGUGGGUAGGGUGAGUGAGUAGGGUGGAAUGAGAGGGUGGGUAGGACUCUGAGCAGAUGUGACCAGGUGCUUUUGUCCCCAUGUCUCUUGCCCACUCCAGGGAAAAGUUGCAGUCACUAGUAGUUGGGCGAGUCAGGGUCCAGGCAGCACAGAAUGAAGGACUACCACCAGGGGGUUGGGGGGGGAAUCAGAAAUCAGGAGAGUCAUAAAGUUCAGGACAGGGAAAGCAGGAGUUCAGCGGGGUAGAACAGAGCAGACCUGGUUGGUGGCCACACGGUGGGGGUGAGGCUCGUAGGGCUAAGGACGGGCUAAAGAGUGCCAGAGAAUGGGUGUCCUGGGGGUGGGGGAUGGGCAUGGAUAUUCAUGCUGGGACUGCUGAGGACCCAGGAUAUGUGGCGGCGAGGGGCCCAGGAUAGGGUUGCGGCCGCGAGCCGGGGGAGACCCCCAGCACCUCUAGGCUCCCCACCCUGCUCCGCCCCCGUGGUGGGGGCGGCUCCCGGGAGCACCGGGAAACGGCUGCGCGCUCCUCAGAGACAGGGGCGUACUUACUUCUCGGGAGCCGGUGACCGACGUGCUGUAGACCCGCAGGCCGCUCAUGCUGCAGGCAGACAAACGUUUGGACAGGCGGAGGGGCGGUAGUAGCGGCAGCUGCACUGCCGAGAGACGAGGCCGCCGUGCUCGGGAGCGGUUUCCUUCCUGCUCCGCCCGCGAGUCACUGUUCUCCGGGCCAAUGGGUGACGCGGGCGGGUAGGGCGGGGCAUGCGCGACACCGCCCGGCCCCUGGAUGGAGAUGCCCUCCCUUCCCCCAGGGUUGGCCUGGCGCUGGCCAGGCAUUGUGAGGACCCCAGUCCUCUGCAGCUGUACUGUCGACCCUGUCAGCCCUUCCCAGACCUGAGGCGCACCGGGUGAAGCUGGGGAGGGACCAGAUGGCACGAAAGGCCCGGGAGGCGGUGGCAAAGGCUUAACAAAUGCCUCCCCAGUUCACCCAGGUUCUAGUACACAGGACCAGUGCCAAGGUCUGUCUCCAUCAUAGUAUAGCGCACCCUGGGACUUUAUAAGAUUUGUGUAGUUUCCAAACCUAAAGUUCUGGAUAGGAGAUAAACCAGCACAGGGCUGCCUCUGCCAGAUUGUUCCUACAGCUUCUCAAUCCAGACAGGUUUAGACAGGAAUAGUGGCCUGAAGCAGGGGCCACACCCUCCAGGAACUAAGACAUAGAUGCUCAUAGUUUUGGGAAAAGUGGGGACAAAGGUUAAAGCCUGGAUUCUCAGGCCAUGGUUCAGGUUGGCCCCCAACCCGACACUACCCCAUGGGUGUUAUCUUCACAAUAACCUGGGGAGUUCAGAGGCAGCAGACACUUGCAGCAACCAGCCCCAAUUGGGAGACUUGACUUUGUUUGUGGUUGGAUGAAAAGCCCCUGAGGGUUCAGUAAGUGAUAGCCCCUAAAGACAACCCUAGCUCUGAGGCUAGCAGUACCUGUUUUGCUGAGAUACCACUUCCUCAUAAAACCCCACUGACUUCCUCAGAGAACCCUGCCGACAAAACUAUUCCGUGUCAGCUUACUCUAUGACUAAGGAGAGCUCUGCCAAACAGAAAAUAGUGUGGGUAGAGAUCUUAUUUGUCUCCAAAAAUGACAGAGAAGCAGAAGUGGUAAAGAUACGGACACAGAACCAGACCUUGCUGCAACCUGGGGAACUGAGAUAAAACAGCCAGCCUUUGGCUUCAAAAAACCAAAGUGAGGGGCAAGGUCAGGGGAUGUCAAGGGGGAGUCAUAGAAGGCUAUGGAAAACAAGUAUCUGUUAAAUAUUUUAUUCUGUAAUCAAAAUAGGCAAUACAAACCAGUUGACAUAACAAAUAUUCAUAUAAAUAACUGCUUAUAAACUUUACAAGGAAAAAUACCCCUGAGCAUGGUGGCUGGGCUCCCAACACAGGGUGGAGACCAACCAGGCAGCUCUGCUUUAAGAGGCAGGAGCCCAGAGGCUGAAGGGGUGGCCAGCCAGGCGGGGCCGCUCUGAAUGGAAGGGAUAAGUCACUCCACAAAUAAAACACAAACUUGUAAAAACACUUAAGAAGGAGGCUCAUUCAGGCCCCAGAGUGAGGUCCGGGAUGCUGCCAACAGCCCAAAGUCUUGUGGCUGUCUUUAGGCUCCGGAAAUGCUUUGCUCCUCAGAAUCCAAACAUGGCCCCUGCUUGGCCUGGCUCCAGAUUUCGAGGUCUGGGGCUGGCCCAACAGUCUGAUGCUAACAACUGGGAGAUGCUUCCUAAACCCAGAGGCAAGAAAACCCAGAAAGCAGAGGGUCCAAAGACACCAGAACAAACAAAAAAACUUCAGGAAACACUGAAAGCUGUAUCUUAAAGUUGACCCACACUGGGUACUGUCCUGGAGACCAGAAGAGAAAAGGGAGAGAACUUCCCCAAACGUAACAAGCACAAGAGGGCCUAGUAUAGGUCCUGGGGGGAAGGGAAAGCAGUAACUUGUUAGUUAACUUGGUGGCCUGGGGGAAAAUUCUACCCAACCCCUGAACCACAGUGAAGAAUUUACACUCAAAGCCCAAGAAAGGAGUACCUGGAAGCCUGAGAACAAAGGAAGAUGCUAUACAAACCACAUGGCCAGGACUCCAGGGACACAGGGCAGUUGAAGAGUGGAUCUCCAAUAGAUAAAAAAAAGCAUGGCAGACAGAUUAAAGACCUGUAACUAUAAUCUCUAAGCACCCACUGCUAGUGGUUGCUUUGCUAAUGAACAGGUCACCCUGAGGCUUCUGUGAGAACUACAGCCCUGAGGAAGAAGUUAUGGGACUGGGUUGAGAAAAUCCCAAAAGCCAAUCCAGUUUCAGAAAGAGUGGCACAUGAAGCCUGAGAAUUCUCUAAUGGUCAUCGCUACUUAUCUUUGGCCUUUCUAGGCCUCUCUAAUGAGUUCUAGGAUCAGCAGAACCAAAAAAUGGAGUAGGAAUGAAUAUGGAUCCAUCUUGGAUGACAGAGAAAGGAGGUAAGCAGAUUGCAGUGUCAGUAUAGAGCUAGGAACAUAAAGACCUAUCUGUUGAACCUGAAAAAGUAACUCACCUCAAAAGGUAAAUUAGGUUAAGAGGACAAACAUAACAUAACCAAGAAAGCCAAAGCUAGUCUAAGGCAGGGGCAGGUACACUCCUUCCUUCAACAGUCCAUGGCCCCCAGAGGCAAGGUGUUCCCUCUCUACCUCUCAGACUCCUCUCUAGGAAAUAGCAGCGGGCAGGAGGUAAGACUGUCAGGGUUGGAACCUGCUGGCCAGGCUCGUAGCAGCUCAGGUUCUCCUAAGGAAAUACAGCCUGUCCACCCCCAGCACUCCUCACUGUGUUGCACAGUUUUCUCCCAUGUCCUGGGCAUAUCUGUCUGACAUGGUGGUCCGUAAGUCCUCAAUGUCCCGACGUAGUUGUUGAACCUCUUCUAGUUUUCUCUUGAUCACUUCUGGCUUCUGCAAAUCUGACUGAGUCUCUCCUGGGUGCUGUAUGGCUGAAAAGGAGAGCAUUUCCAUUGUCAGUUAUCUGGUACACAUUUUUCUUGAAUGUGUGGUGCUGGGGAUCCAACCUAGGGAUUCAACUGAGCCAUGCAAGGUCAAUUGUUCUACUGCUGAGCUACAUCCCCUGCCCCAAGGCCAUGCUGUUUUUUAAAAAACACCAGGAAAGGCCUUGUAACUUGCUACUGAAGACCCACUUUUUGUUUGUUCUUCAUGCAAACACCCUGUAAGGAUGCCUGUUUGCAAAACACUUACUGAAGGCCUACUCCAUCAAAUAUAUAUUCCCAGAGGGCAGUGACUAGUUCUGUAUACCUAGUUUACCCAAUUUACCAGUAGAAAAGUUAGAUGCCUCAAGAAUAAAAGCCCCUCUCUCAAGGAUCCCAGAUCGGCUGGAGAACUUACAGUGAAUGCCCAAGAGCAGAGACAGAUUGGGGUCGUGGCCCUGGGCUCUCUGGGUCACAAUACUGCAGACAUCCUGCAAAUCUUGAAGGCAACUGGCCAACUCUUGGUGCAGCUCAAAUGCUAGCUGGGCUGCAUCUGAAGAUGGGGACCUUUGUUGGGCCAGGCGCAAGUGUUCCUGCAGUGUCAGAUUCUUCUCAAUCAGGUCCUGGUUUUGCACUGAGAGCUGAGCAGACAGAGGGAUAAGCGUAUUAACUCAGCAGUAGGGAGAAGAAUCUAUACACAUGUGUGCUUCACAGUGGCAGCACUGGGGGAGUUGCAGGUAUGUGUGUGGAAAGGAGGUAUGAAUCAUAGGCAAUGCCCUCCCUUCCCCACCUCUACCAACAGGAGUAGUAUUCUGGCCUCCCCACCAAUACUAGGCCUAGUUCCUACUGAGAAUAGGAUAGGACUAAAGGGAUCCAGCAGUGAAGAGGAAGCUACUGCUCAGCAGGCUCUGAGUCAUCAGCCUCCAGGUUUCUUCCAGGAACCAGAGAUGCCCCCACCCACAGGAACUCUAUCUGAAGCCAGUCCCUCAGCCAACUCUGUUAGCCAGGCUAUUAGAGAUGGCCUAAUGUGAACAGUGAAAUCUGAGGAGACACUGGUUUCAAUCUCUCCCUGCCACCUUGACCAAAGUGGCCACUAGCCAGCCUGAUCAUAGGCUGUCAAGAAUAAUAAAGGGGGUAAGAAAUGAAGCUAGAGAAGGUGGAGACAUGGAAGAUACAAGGCUAAAACAUGUCCUGCUUUACUAUCUAAAUGGAGUUAAGCUUUACUACAAAGACCUGCCAUGUCUUUAAUUUUUUGUGUGUGUCUUUGUAUGUCUGUGUCACUUUCCCUGACAACUUAAUUAACUCUUCUUUCCUCUAUUUUGUUUUUGUUUUAUUCUGUAUACAGUACUGGGGAUUGAAACCCAUGAAUACUGAGUGCUCACCUGACCAAAUCCAAGGUCUCAGUCCACCUAAGACCAGAACAGGUCCAAACUUGUGAUCCUCUUGCCUUAGCAUUGUCUGAGGAUCUAGAUCACAGGCAUGUACUGCCACUAUACUGGGCUUCUAUUCUGUUUUAUACACUCUGUUCUUUCUCCAGUCUAGCACUUCACCCAUAGUGGGCCAUGUGACAAUUUUAGCUCUGGGAAACUUUCCUAGGCACUUGGUCAGUGAACCCAGUGGUUCCCUGCUGACAGUUGUAUGUUGCCUGAAGAUAAACAUAUUAAGUCUUCUUGAACCCUUCCACCCUUCUGCCCAAACCCCACAAGGCUGUGGCUACAAGACAAAAGGAAAAGAAUAACUUCCUACAUCUAGAAAGUACUUCUCUAUAAUUAUGGCCAUUCUAAGGGAUAUGGCCUGCAGCAUAAAGCAUGGCAUCAUGUUAUCCUCCUCUCCCCACAAUGGGGUUCUUGUGGGGAAGGGAGGGUACACAAAAGUCAGUUUUGUGGAUACUGUACCAAGAGGCCUGGCCAAUGCUGCUUACCUCCUUCACAGCUGUACGCAGCUGCUGCAGAGCUGACUCCCUCCGCUGGGCCUCUUCUUUCAGGGCCUGAUUUGUUCCUUCUUCUUGAACAAUUUCCUGCUCUAGGCUCUGAAUUCCAUAGCAAGGUGUUGUGGAGAACGCAUCAAGAGUGGUUAAGUCUGAUUAAGGCUGAAUCACUUUGGGCCUGGACUAUAUAGUAUAUACUGAAACCCCACCCAACCCACAUAUUGCUUAAAUUAUUUUAGAGCAGUGAUGGUGAACCUAUGGCACAUGUGUCACAUCCAGCUGUUUAUUAUCAUGAAAAGCUCUAAAAGAUUUGCCAUAAUCGUUUAUAUGACCUCGCAUUGAAACUUUUUUUUUAGGCAAGGUUUCACUAUGUAAUGCAAACUGGCCUUGAAUUCAUGGUGAUCCUCUUGCCUCAGCAUCCGGAGUGCUGAGAUUACAGGUGUGCACAACCACACUCAGCUCCUCAUUUAAACACUUAAACAGCCUCUAACCACAUACCAAACUGAGAUCAACUUCUUAGCAGGCACUUGGAGUCAUUUAACUGCUGUUUAUGUUCCUAUCACUGUCUCUUUUCACCUUCCACACAGCUUCCACUCCAGUCACACCGAAUGAUUGGUCUUUAUCCUGAAAGACUCCAGCUUCAAAGUCUUUCCUUACUCCUCUUUCCCUUUGUUCAGACUGCUCUUCUGCUCUGCCUGUCACUCUAGGAAGCCUGAAGGCCUACCUGAACCUUCUUCAAUUUGCAAAUCAGAUCCAGUUAAUCCUAACCCCAAGUUUCACUCAUACUUCUAACCUCAACUCAUGACUAUAUCUGCUUAAUAUUAUGUGGGCUGUAUUCAGACUUUUCAUUUCCAUCUGAACACAACUUUGUUGAAAGUGGAGAAUGUGCCAUUCAGUUGAGUUCAACAUUUGUUCAGUACUUCUUAUGAUAGGUACUGUAGAUACUGGAAAGAACACUGAAUAGUGCCUGCCGAUUAGGAGCUACAGGCCAGUGCUGUGUAUGAAAUGUUUUGGAAAAUGGAAAAGAGUGUGUGUGUGGGGGGGGCAAAACCACAAGCAGAGAAAGAGAGAGAGAGAGAGAGAGAGAGAGAGAGAGAGAGAGAGAGAGUAUGUGUGUGUGUGUGUGUGUGUGUGUGUGUGUGUCUGUGUGGUGGUCAAAGUCACAUUGAGGGAUAUACUUAAAAGCUUUUUAUCUUAUUACCUCUUUCUUCAUUCUAACACCUUUCCCAAUUGUAAAACUAAUUUGAAUAAAUAACAUAUAUUUUAGUUCCCCAUUUUAUAUUAAUAAAAAAUGUAACUAUCAAGGAAACCUCAUGACCAUGAAACACUCAAGGUGACCAGGAUUAAUCUACUUUAUUCUCAGAAAUUCAUCUGUGCAAGAGGUGCAGUUUAAAUUUGCAGACCCAAGGUGACGGUGCCUCUGCAAGACAUGGUAGUGGAGGGGAGCAGAUGUGAGGGACUGCACUGGCUCACAAUGAGUGCAGAGGACUUAGUCCUCCCAUGGGAGAGAGCAAUUAGCUGAAAGUCAUCUUGGAGAUGGACUGGUUGAGCUCAGAAUCCAGAACUGCAGCAGGCUCCAUCUAGCAGCUCCUAGCUCGACUCAGACCCAUGGGAACUGUUGGACAGUGGGGAGCCCAAGUCUGGUCUUAGGGCAGGCCUGCUGAGAUUAUCCAUUACCCCACCAAAAAGCUACUGAUAGCUGGCUGGGAGAGAUCUGCAUGAAUUGGGACUCUGUCUCCACACGUUGUCUACUAGUGAAACAAGAGAGAACCCUAGAAGUGGACUUUUUCUUCCCUUUUUUUUUUCUCUUUCUCCUUCAUUGUUUGAUCUUGUUUUUAUAUGUGUGUGAAUCUGGUUCCUAGCCUCUUUGUGGUUGUGGUUUUGUUCUUUCUUUUCUCUUCCAUCUCUCUUUUCCUUCAGUCUUCUGUACCAGUCUCCCAAAGUUGGCAUGAUCCCCCUUUGUCUUCCAACCUUAUUUCUAAUCUCUUCCUCUUCUACUUUUCUAUUUUCUCCUUAAUCCAUUUUAAAUUUUAACCCCUGAGGGCAAAACUGACAUGUAUACUGCAUAUAACUUUCUGGUUUGCUUUAGAUUUUGUUAUAUAACCACAAAUCUACUUCAUACAGUUAAAAGUAGCACAUUAAGGGUUAGCUCAGUUUGUCAUUCUCUUGGAUGUGUCUGAUGCUAUUGAUUGAAACAACUGUUCUAAACAGCUGUUCAUCCUGGUUUUCCAGGAGAUUGACCAGGGGUCACAGCAAAUACUGUGGCACAGUCUAAAGAACCAGGGGCUGGGCCAAACAAGUAACAACUUCUCAUCUCCAACAAACUUUAGAGAUAAGAUCUUCCAACAUAUUUAAAUCCAAGAUGAUACCUCAGAGAAGCAGUUAUCACCUAGAGAUCCUAGGUGCUAGUGAUAAAGCAAUCUACCAUAGGCAAUUUACAAGCAUUACCACAGGAAUUAAACUAAGAAAAAAAAAAAUGAAAAGACACUUAAACAAAACAAAAUGUAACCCCAGACAUCAAGUUCACCAAAGGCAAAUCCACUGGUCAAUGAGGUGAGGUGGGACAUUGUGAAAGGCGCCCACCUGGCCUUUCUGAAGUAACAACAAAUCAAUUGAAUGAGACUCUGAAAAAAAUGAGAUCAGAAAUAAUCUCUCAGAUAAAGACCUCGCUUAGUGAUGCUAGGACAGAUACAGACCAAAAAAAAAGACAAGCUUAAGAAAAUUAUAGAAGCUCAGCAUAUGAAAGAAAUGGAAUCCAUAAAAUAGAUUCAAGCAGAUAUCCAGGAUAGUUAAAAAUUCCAUUGAAAGUAUUUGAAGCAGAUUAGGAAAAUGUGAGGACAGUAUCUCAGAAAUUGAAGACAAGUUUGCAGUUAGCAAUCAGGAAAAGGAAGAUUUCUCAAAAAUAGCAAAGGAUCGUAAGAAAUCAAUCCAGCAGCUGCUAGAUGAGACAAAAGAAAAAUAACUUAAGAUUAACUGGAAUCAAUGAAAAAAAGCAGGCAAUACCUGCUUAAAUUAAAAACAUGUUCACAGACAUCGUGGCAGAAAACUAUUCUGGUAGAGAAAAAGAAUUUGACAUAUAGGUAAGUGAGGCAUAUGGAACUCCAAUUAGCCAUGAUAAAACUCUAUAGCCAGGCAUAUUAUACUCAAGAUUCCAGAAAUAUGAAAUAUUCCACCUUCUCCUUUAGAAACAACUUUCAAUUUAGACUGAUGUACCCUGCAAAACUCUUUUAAAACUUAUGGAGCAAUAAGAUACUUCCAUGACACAAAACAUCUGCCCACAAAACUAGUACUCCAAAAUGUUCUGUAGAAAGCGAUAAUAAGGACUACAGCUCCAUGAGCCCAAACAGAAGAAAUCCACUAGGGCUAGGGGUUUAGCAUAAUUUCAAUAGAUGCAAAAAGUCCAGCAUUCAAUCAUGAUAAAAACCCUACAGAAAAUUGGAACAGAUGGUCUUUAGCUCAAUCUGGUAAAAGGCAUCUAUGAAAAACCAACAGCCAACAUCGUAUUAAAUGGGCAAAAAAUGAAAACUAUCUAAAAUCAGGAACAAGACAAAGAUGUCCACUGUCUCCACUCAUUCAAUACAGUCCUGGAAACUUUAGCUGGAGCAGUAAGACAAGAGAAAGAAAUAAAAGGAAUAAAGAUAGGAAAGGAAGAAGUUAAACUAUUGUUUUUUGCAGAUGACAUUAUACUCUACACAGAAGACCCCAAAAACUUCAAUAAAAAAACUGGUAGAUUUAGUAAGCAAAUUCAGUAAGGUAGCUAGAUACAAAGUCAGCACUCAAAACUCAAUAGGCUUCCUGUUGCAUGAAUAACAAACUCACUGAGAAAGCAAUCAGGGAAACAAAUACCUUUCACAACAGCAUUCAAAAAACAAGAACUAUUCAGGAAUCAGUCUAACAAAGGGUGUAAAAAACCUCUACAUUUAAAACUACAAUACUCUGAAAUAUGAGACUGAAGAGGAUAUUAGAAAAUGGAGAGAUAUCCCAUGCUCUUGGGUAGGAAGAACUAAUAUAGUGAAAAUGGUCACACUUCCAAAACUGUUAUACAGAUUCAAUGCAAUCCCAAUCAAAAUUCCAAUAGCAUCUCACAGAAUUAGAGAAAACAAUCCUUAAAUUCAUCUGGAACUAGAAGAGACCUAGAAUAGCAAAGGCAAUCCUGGGCACCAAAGGCAAGGCAGGAGGCAUCAAGAUCCUGAACUUGAAAAUAUACUAUUAAAGCUACUGUAACAAAAACAGCAUGAUACUCGCAAAAAAAAAAAUAGACCCGAAGCCACCUAUCUUUGACACAUUCACUUGAAGAAAGAUAGUCUCUUCAAUAAAUGGUGCUGGAAAGACUGGCUUUCACAUGCCAAAGAUUAAAGUUGGACCUAUAUCUUUCACCAUGCACUAAAUUCAGAAUGGAUCAAAGAUCUAAAUAUUAAAACAGAAAAAUUACACCUACUGGAAGAUAGAGUAGGUAAAACUCCUGAAGGCACUGGUGUAGGCAAAGACUUUACGAACAAAAUCCCGAUUGCACAGGAAUGGUUACCAAGAAUCAACACCUGGAAUUUCAUCUUAUUGAAAAGCUUUUGCACAACAAGAGAAAUCACCAACAGAGUAAAAAGACAACCCACAAUGUGGGAGAAAAUGUUCAACAGCUGUUCCUCAGACAAAGAUUACAUUAAGAACAUACAAAGAACUCAAAAAAAGUCCUCCCAGAUUUAAAAACCCGAUCCAAAAAUGGGCAUCCAAAUAUUCAUCACACUUCUCAGAUGAAGAAAUACAAACAAAUAAAUAUAUGAAAAAAUGCUCAACAUCACUGGUCAUUCAAGAGAUGCAAAUUAAAACAAUACUGAGAUUCCACUUCACCCCAGAAAGAAUGGCUAAGCUGGAGGGGCUGUGAGAUAAAUGAAUCUUUCUCCACUGUUGGUGGGAAUGUGGACUGGUGCAAUCAAUCUGGAAAUCAGUGUGAAGAUUCCUCAAAAAACUAGGAUUGGACAUUCCAUUUGACCCAUUUAUACUACCUGGGUAUCUUCCCAAAAGAAUUAAAAAUAUCAUACCACAGUGACAUUUUUAAACCUAUGUUCAUAUUCAUAGUAGCACAAUUUGUAAUAGCUACAUCUUGGAAACAACCUAAAUGCCCACUGACUGGGAAUGGAUACAAAAGAUGUGGUACUUUUAUUCAGUGGAGUACUACUCAGCUAUAAAGGACAAAUGAGACUUUUACAGGUAAAUGGAUGCAACUUGAAUCCAUUUUCCUAAGUGAAACAAAUCAGAAUGCAUGUGUGAACAUCGUAUAGUUUCACUAGUAUGAGAAGCUGAAACAGUACAUGUACGUGUGUGUAUAUAUAAAAAUAUAGUUAAGACAGUAAUACGACUGAUUUCUGAGUUCACUGAAGAAGUUUGUAGUGUUUGGACAACUGAAUGCAGAAGUCUUGUGUUCUGGGUGACCGAUUUGGGGAUGGCAAUGUGUAAUAUACAUAUCAUUGUUGUUCCCUGACUAUUGCGUCUUGAAAUUUUAUUUUUUUUUCCUCUUUAAAAUAAAAUGGAUUUGGAAAAAAACUCUACUAAA
Molecule: messenger RNA, 14174 nt
Organism: Cavia porcellus (domestic guinea pig)
Lineage: Eukaryota; Metazoa; Chordata; Mammalia; Rodentia; Caviidae
Gene: Ubxn11
Product: UBX domain protein 11
Exons: 14
Coding region: 148-1917 (589 amino acids)
Biological process (GO): proteasome-mediated ubiquitin-dependent protein catabolic process
Molecular function (GO): ubiquitin binding
Source: RefSeq, a predicted model, not a curated record